Papaver somniferum (opium poppy) is the source of this 1435-nucleotide messenger RNA. RefSeq lists its product as uncharacterized. The transcript is spliced from 2 exons. The record is from RefSeq and is a predicted model, not a curated record. The coding region runs from base 286 to 1101 and encodes 271 amino acids. Gene Ontology annotation, molecular function: protein dimerization activity; DNA binding. NCBI's taxonomy places the organism in Eukaryota, Viridiplantae, Streptophyta, Magnoliopsida, Ranunculales, Papaveraceae.
UCGAGUCUUCUGACCAUGGUCUCCAAGACUCAUCUCAUAAGAACUCGCCUGAUUUUGGAAACACGCUUAUCGGAGAUAUUACAGCGGCUAGAAAAUUGAUGACAACUGGAAUUGAUUUUAGAAGCUGUUAAAACUUGGGAGUAAAGUUUCAUUAUCUAUAAAUACUGAUCUCAAGUGUUCACUACUACUUGCUAAAUCUUAGAAGAAACCCUUACCGUGUUCUGUUCUUCUUCAACUCUGUGCAACAAAAAUAAAAUAAAAAUAAAGAUUGAUCUGAAAGAAAGUAUGGGUUUUGUGAAUCAGAACCAGAUGAAAUCGUCAUCUUCUUGUAAGGGUAAUGGUAACAAAAAGAAGAUCUACAAGAACAGAUUGAAGGGUAUUGAGAAGAAAUUACAUGAAUUUAAGACUCUAUGUGGUGUAAGGGCUUUGUUUUAUGUUAAAUCUGAGUUUAAUAAAGAUAAGAAUGGGGAUGGAUUGGUUAGGAUACUGCCAGAAAACCCUAAUGAAUGUCAAGAGAUUAUGAAGGAUUUCAUUAAUUAUAAUUCAGGGAAAAGAAAAAGGGAUAACGAUGAAGAAGUUGUUGAUUCAGAAUGUAUGAAUGAUAACAAGAUGGGGAAACUAUGCACUGGUGAUGUUAAAGAAGAGAAUCAACAAGUUAAAUUUAUUGAUCAGAAUCAGUUAAGUAAUUUAUCUAUUGAAGAGAUUCAAGAGAUUGAAAAGAAUUUGGAGCCCGUGUUUGGUACGAUUUCAGAGAGAAUAGAUCAGUUGAUGGAGAAGAACAGAUUUAAUGAUCCAUCUGCAAAGGGUUGUAAUGAAGAUGAUGUGAUUAUGAUGAAGGAAUCCCCCUCUCUUCAACUUGAACCAAAAUUUGAUUAUCAAUCUUCGUCAUCUACAGAUUUUUAUAAUUAUGGUUCUGCUUCGGAGAAGGAGUUUGAUUAUGAUAUUAAUCAAUGGCUUAAUCUUCCUGGGCUAACUAAUACAACUACUACUGAUGAUGGUAUUGUGUUUGAGCCUUUUCCUGACUUGAUUGACUUCGAGUUCGAGGCGCUGAAUAACUAUGCAGGGGCUCAGUUGCUGCGACGCGUGCAUUUAGAGGGAUAGAGACGGAAGCAAAAACAAGUGAUAGGUUCUUAAUGCUGUAUUCAGUUCAACUGUUAAAGCGACAGAAUGAAGUUCUGAUGAUGCAUCUCCAACUACUAAAUCAGGCCCCAAGGAUCUACAUGGAGGCACCAGAAUGAAGUUCUGAUUAGUACUAAUUUGUUCUUAAGUUAUGUUAUUUUUUAAGCUUUCAGCUCUAUAUAUCGUGUGAGUGACAUCUUGUCCUGCCGGAGUUUCAUGGGUUAUGCUGGUGUUGUGUUCCUUAAUCGUAGUAAGAAAAAUGAUAAUUGAUGUUUUGUUUUACAAUCAAUAACACCAUGCUUUCUGCAGAAUGGUA